This is a messenger RNA of Coregonus sp. 'balchen', 1948 nucleotides long. The record is from the annotation of a GenBank genome assembly. Lineage: Eukaryota; Metazoa; Chordata; Actinopteri; Salmoniformes; Salmonidae.
AUGGCAUUUGAUAUGAACAGGACCGCAGCUCUCACCACGGUCGACCAGGAUAUGAACGCAGCAUUGCAUGGUAGGUAAGGUAAACUAUAGGCCUGCUUUUGGUAUCUACAAACAUAUUGUAUGAAGGGUCACUGUUGAAUCCAAACUUAGCCUCUUCAUUUGUAAGUUGAAUUGGGAAUGUUUUUGGUUGAGUGUGACAUUGUGUGUUGAAUAAGUUUAAGCGUUUUACUUGAAAUGAAGGUGGACCCUAGUCUUCACUUGUUUUCCCCUCUUCUCAGAAUAUGGUCACCAUAGUCACCUGUUCUGUUUUUUCUUGUUCCAGAGUUCAAGGUGUUCAACAUCAUCCUAAUGUCUCUAGCCUUGUGUGUUCUCACCAUCACUGGCCUGUUCUGCAGCAUAUCCUGUCACAACCGCAGACGGUAAGGCUUGAUGUACUACAAUACCCAUAAUGCUCUGUACUACAUAUGAAACUAUUGUUUAUUAUAUUGACAAGAUAUUGGAUAUGUCCUCAAAGAUAGCAGGAAGAAGGAGGCGAGAUCAGGUGGGACCAUUCUAGCCAAUGAGAGGGCAGAUAAUUGUGUAAACAAGCCAUAGAUAUAAAUAGAGGACUCAUCGUUGUAUCUGUGCCAUUAUAGCGUCUGUGAGAGCAUCUCUAUUUAAAAUUAGCAAAUUGUCUACUCCAAUGGCUGAUUUCUCCCAACUCAUAGGAAUCCCCACUCAGUUUACUACUUUAAAAUGGUGGAAGCCCUCAAUGGCAAUGUCUAUGCUAAAACAGGUUAAAACCAUGAUGAGUCCUCUAUCUAUCUCUAUCACAACAGGCACAUAUCCAAUAUAAAGUCGUUUUUGGGUAAGUUGCAGAAAUGCCACGUGUCCACUUAUAUCAGUGCAUUCGUAACAACCUAACCAUUACGAAACGUCUAUUUUAUCAAAUAAGCCUCACUUAGCAAAUUAGCAAUUAAAUGUUUUAUUGACCAAAAUUCAACACUCUCUUUUUGACCUCCAUAGAAAUAUUUUUGUGGACAGAUUUUGGGCAGAGUCAUACCUCUUGCUUUGCAUCUCCUGUCACAGUCGCAUGAGGUUACCUGUCUCUGGGUCAUGUUAAUAUCGCUGCCUUAUAAUUACCUCUCUGAGUCAUGUUGGCAUCCUCAACUAAAGUAAUCUUAGUAAUGACUCUCACUCAUUAGGCUUCAUUGAAGCAAACUAAAUAUUUGGUAAUCUAAUAUGAGGCUGGUGGGAGGAGCUAUAGGAGGACUGGCUCAUUGGAAUGGUUGGAAUGGAAUCAAUGGAAUGGAGUCAAACAUGUGGUUUUCAUGUUUGAUGUGUUUAAUACCGUUCCAUUGAUUCCAUUCCAGUCAUUAUAAUGAGCCAAUCUUCCUCUGGUGUAGUCUUUUCCUCACUGUCCCGCUCUACAUUUAACACAGCUGAACAGUGCCACUCCAUGGACAUAUGAUGAAACUGCAUGGUCUUUUACAGCAACAGUUUUUGCCAUGUUGGUGGGACACACAAAAUAAUGACGGACAUUUUAAUGCAUUGGUUUAAAAUGACAUGAAAGAACACAUAGAAUGUCCCACAGUUCCCUGAAAGCGCAUUACAUAUCUCUCCACCCCCCCCCCCCCCCUCUUUCAGGCUGUCCAAGAGGGCCCUUAUGUAUGAGAGUGCUGUGCUUCGUGAAGUACCAGUCAACCCGGUGGACAUCAGAGCCGUCAAGAGAUCCACCAGUUUCAGAAACCCUCUCUCAUUCUUCAGAAAACAGGAUGCACCUAAGGACAACUCUAGAAUCUACUACAUCUACAGUAACCCUCUACCCAUAGGGAUGGAGGAAGAGGACAAUAUCCAGAAUAUCACCCCCGGUGGAUCGAAGGAGCAAGAGCCAACUUUUCAGGACUACGCCAACGAUCCCAAUAGUGGUAUCAUCCUGGACCCACCCAACUUUUACAUGCAGCUCUAG